Molecule: messenger RNA, 605 nt
Organism: Colletotrichum navitas
Lineage: Eukaryota; Fungi; Ascomycota; Sordariomycetes; Glomerellales; Glomerellaceae
Exons: 1
Coding region: 116-478 (120 amino acids)
Source: RefSeq, a predicted model, not a curated record
CGUAUUUCUCUGGGCUGCGUGGAACCGACCUACAUAGCACCUACCUACCUACCUACCUACCUUGGUGUCUGGGUUAGUGUGUAUUAGGUAGGUACCUACCUGCUCGCUCAGAUACAUGGUAUUCGUAAUCUGCCUUUCAUCGGUUGCUCUUGCCACAACAUAUGCGUGGUGGGAAGGCAUCUCCCUCGCAUUCCUUUCUGCUUCUCCUUACCUGACUACCGUAUAUCACGGCACCUCCAAUAUUGCCCACGGCCGAGCGGGGCAUGUGUCGGUUAUCUUACCCCUCCGCUGGCCAUCGUCAAACACCCGCAGCCACCACCACAAUUGCUUGGUCGAUACACACAGACGGCAGACCCGAACGGAACUCCACCACAUCGCACUCCCCCAGACUGGCUCGGCCAGUCGCCGUGCCUCUGUCAACCUCGUGUCACAGCACCGCAACGCUGUCAUGUCACCUUGGGUCACCGCCUCUCCGUAGAGCCAGUGUCAUUCAACAGAGACCCUUGGACCCUCGGCGAGAGAGAGCUGGAACGCGCCAACUACAUGUCAAACCCGUUCGCCGAUGAGGCGGGACGCCCUCCAACGUUGUACCAAAUCACCCCCCG